AUGCGUUUGAACGAGAAUUCGGCCCCCGUGCAAGCGGAGUCUGCCCUGCUCAGUCGCCGACGCCGCCGUAAAUCAAUGCCCUCGCGCAACGGAGAUCCAACCUCACCCGAAGUCAUUUCGUCGCUCAUCUCGUCUCUCUCGGCCAUAUCGGUACCUCUGAACUCCCACUUUGAUACCGUCCCCAAGAUCGAUACGGAUUCCGAACCUGGGCUGCCUGAGGUACCCCGUACCGCCCCGGUCUACUCGGUCCCCCCAUCCGAACAACAUGGGUUUGGUAUGAGCUACGGUGCAUACAAACCAACCACGGAGCCGCCAGAACCACCCGCCCCAUUCUUGCACCCUGAUGAUGCGGCUUCAUCGCCUGUCAUUCGCAUGGCCAGGGCGCCCCCGUCACCAAAGUCUCCUCGAUCUCCAAGAUUCAAACCGUUCAGAUCCGACUCGACUCGUCCCGCCUCGAGAGACUCAUUCGCGUCUACUAUAGCUCCGGAGGAGGCAUCGUUUGGUACCAUCAGCACAGAGCCCGGUCCUCGCCUGUCAGCCGCGCCAAGUAUUGCAUCAACGAGUUCGGCAGGUCGAGCACGGAGCCUGAAGGGCCCAUUUGGCUUGCUAAAGAAAUCGUCUUCGCGCGAAUUUUCGACCGAGAGGGAUCCGCAGAUAGAGCGUCUACGACGGACGAUCAGCCACAACGACGGGCUGAGGCAUAACGUUCCGCGCAGCCGAGCGAGUUUGCGCUCAUUGCACUCCAUGGCGGAAGUCAACGAAGAGUCGCGCCCUGCGGACCUGAAAGAAGAUGUGUUCGAGGAGAAGGCUGGAACUCCACCUACUCAUGACCUACAAUCGCUCCACACCCCAGAUGCUGGGAGCCCCGGCGGGAUCGGCAGUGGGAGAAUCAUUCCUACCCGGGACUCAUCUGUGCGGCAUCGACAUAGUCAAUCGUCAGGUUCAAGAAAGCAUCGAUCUACGCGUCACAGCAGAUUUCCCUCGACGGCUAGCAAAGAAUCAGCUGCGGCAAACGGGCUGCCUGGAACGAGCAACGAUGCCGAGCAGGUGACAAAGCGGAUCCAAGAAUUGAAAGACCAGCAGCAAAAGAUCAAGACCGAGUUGGAGGCUGACAAUAGCCCUGAAAGCUCGGCGAAGACGACACCGGUCAAAUCAGUGAAGCCCAAGAUCUCGAAAGCGUCGCGUGUACUAGGCCACGAUGUCAACCAAGCUCUAAUCCACGAUGGGCCUCGUGAUUGUCCACCGCUGGAAGAAAGUGCCCCAUCGCCAUCUGUAAUGACGGGAAAGAGCCGUGGCACACGACCGGGCCCACCUCUCUCGUCCAAGUCCACCAACUUGCCGCCUCUAUUACCGAAAAUGUCUGGGGAGAGACCGGAAUCCGAGAGGGCUCGAUACAGAAGAUCUCUCGAGCCUGUUGCCCCAAUCCAACAUCGCCGCACUCCAUCCGGUCAUCUCUCGCAUGUGUCGCACGUGUCUAAUGGACGUCGGUCGUUUAGCACUGAACGGCCAUCCAGUGCAGAUUCGAUUGAUCUUGCAGUUGACGACUAUAUCUUCUCUCCGAAAUUGACCCAGAGGGUGACCCAUCCGACCAGUGGCCGCUCCAUUGCAUUUUCUGAGGUCGGCGACCCUAAAGGCCAUGUUGUGCUUUGCUGCGUCGGCAUGGGCCUCACCCGGUACCUCAUGGCGUUCUACGAUGAAUUGGCCCGGACCCUGAAUCUACGCCUGGUGACAUUAGAUCGCCCGGGAGUUGGCGAGAGCGGGCCGCAUCAAGUUGACGAGCCCAAUGCCCCUCUCAACUGGCCAGAUGAUGUCGCUAUCGUAUGCAACCACCUGCGGGUAACCAAGUUCUCUAUUCUCGCCCAUUCCGCCGGAGCAAUCUAUGCCCUUGCAACGGCCCUCCGCAUUCCCCAACAUAUCCGCGGUCGCAUUCACCUCCUGGCUCCAUGGAUACCGCCAUCCCAGCUGUCCACACUCGGCUCGCAAAAGGACCCUGCACCAAGCAACGCAGUCCCUUAUACCCAAAAGAUCCUCCGCGCCCUUCCCACUUCCCUUCUGAAAGUUGCCAACUCAAGCUUCAUGACCGCAACCAGCGCCAGCAUCACCGCCAGCCUUCCCAAGUCUCCGCGUCGAUCCAAGCGCAAAACCGCGAAAGAAGUCAACAAUCCCAUUGUCCCACAGAUCCCCCCAAUCGAGACCAACUUCCACCGAGAAGAGACAUUGCCCGACAUCAAGUCAUCAGUGGUGACAACCUCGCACCACAAAAGCGAUACCACCCUCGCAUUGCGCGCCAAGCACUCGGAAGAAGAGAUUGAGCGCAAGCGUGACUAUGAUACCCGUCUCACAUACAAGAUCUGGGAACGCGCAACUAUGAACGCCAACCCAUCUGUUGACCUGCUCAUUUGUCUCGAGCGCCGCCAAACCAUCGGCUUCCGCUAUGUGGACAUAACCCGAUCUGUCGUGAUUCACCAUGGCCGCAAAGACCCCCGAGUCCCAGUUGAAAACGUGCAAUGGCUCGGCAAAACCAUGCGACGUUGUGAAGUUCGGAUCUUGGAAGGUGAAGGCCAUGGCCUCAUGGCCUCCGCUGGUGUCAUGGGUAACGUCCUGACGGAGAUAGCCAGGGAGUGGGAAGAUUGGACGACUCUGGUUCAAGGCAAACGCCGUACUAAUCAUGCAAGACCUGGACUAUCGAUCCAGACUUGA
This is a messenger RNA of Penicillium olsonii, 2700 nucleotides long. NCBI's taxonomy places the organism in Eukaryota, Fungi, Ascomycota, Eurotiomycetes, Eurotiales, Aspergillaceae. The record is from the annotation of a GenBank genome assembly.